UCAGGAAUCAGGAUCAGUCAGUCAGCUGUGAGCGGACCCACCGACCAACCGCCAGACCCGGGACGGUGGCGGUGCAGCCCCGCAGGUCCUCACCGGAGCUUCACACGGUACAUUCACCGGCCGACAUGGACUAACAGCAGCGGACACACUCAGCUUCAAACCCGCGUCCCUCCCUCCCCCCCUCCCCCUGUAGUGGCCAGGCGGCGUCAUGGCUUCCCGGCUGCUCGACCGUCUGAAGCGCUCGCUGUUUAAAGAUGGCCAGGGGGCGGGACCUGAGCAGGAAGCGGCAGGCGGACAGGAAGAGGAGGAGUUUAAAGAGGACCACUGGGAGGCGGAGCUGGAGGAGGAGGAGGAGUGCGUGACCGAUCGGCUCGGGGGGACGCUGUGCUUCGACAGCGGAGGAGGAGGAGCAGAGGAUGGAGCCGAGGGCGAGGGGUCAGGGCUGGACAGUGACUCAGACUUCCUGGGAGAGUCAAUGGAGGAGGGGCUGAGCAGCACAGACACCAGUCCUGUGGGCGUGUCUCCGGUUGGCCCCUCUGCGUCCUUCCUGCUGACUCGGCAGCUUCAGGAGAGCUGGAGGACCCUGCGUGGACUCGGAGGAGGAAGUCCCACCUCGGCUGGGAGGCAGCUGACAGACAACUUGCUGUUUGAGGUGACCGACGCCAGCGUGGUGCAGGACGGCUCCUCUAAAUAUGUGCUGUACACCAUCCACGUGAUCCAGUCUGGCGGCAGCGAUAAGACUCCAGCCAUCAUCACACGCCGAUACUCCGACUUCCAGCGGCUCCACGCUACCCUGCGCCGUAACCACGGAGACCAGAUGGAGCGUGUCUGUUUCCCACGAAAGAAGCUGCGCAGGAACUUCACGGCAGAGACGAUCGCCAAGCGGAGCCGAGCAUUUGAGCAGUAUCUGUCUCACCUGUGUUCCCUGUCGGCCCUGCGGGGGGCGCUGUGUGUCCGACAGUUCUUCUACCUGACUGACCUGCAGACCGGACAGCUGCUCAUCAGGGUCGGACGUUACCAGGAGGCCUUGGGUCCGCUGCUCAACGCCAAGAGACUGCAACACAAACUGGGCUGGGCAAGUUACUAUGACAACCAGGCUCAGGCCCCGACCCCAUCCUCCUCCCAUUGGUUCUUCACCCUGGUGGGACUGUCGAGCUGUUUCCAGGAAGUGGACCAGCUGGAGGAGGCACGGGAUCACUGUGACCUCGCCCUCCGUGUCCUGACCCCCGCCGAGACUGACACAGGGGGAGACAGACCCCUCCCACUCCAAGAUAAGCCUCGCCCACUGACUGAACAGCACGACUCAUCAAGACGGCGCCCCGACAGGCCACACCCCCUCCUGUUGCCGUUGUUACAGGCGGUGGUUCGGCUGUCGUGGCAAACAGGAAGGGACAAGCGGCAGUGGGAGGAGCUUCUGCAGCACCUGGAGGAGCAGAGGGCGGGGCUAGACAAUCAGCCAACCAUCAAAGAGUUUUUGGUCAAACACAACCUUCUGGAGAGCGAGGGGGAGGGCUAGAACAACACACACACACACACACACACACACACACACACACACACUGCAGAGUACAAUCACUACACUGCAACACGAGUGUUGCCGCCACUGUCUGAAAAAACAUCAGAGAUUUUGGGAAUAAAGUGAUGAGAAAAUGUUUCUCUUCUCUUCUUAAAGUAGAACUUCUUUCCUCAAAGUAUUUCCACUUUGUUUUCAGUGUCUCUGAUUUUGUUUUCUAACAGUGGCUGUGACGCUCCGUCAGCAUCAUCAUGUGAUCAAUCAUCCUUUAAAGCCUUAAACCGGUUCAGUGAUCACAAACACUCAGAUGCUUCAGAUCAGGAGGUUUCCUGUUUUUAUUCCAAAGUGUGGGUCGCUCUGACUUCACAAUAAUCCUUAAAAAAAGACAGAUCUGCAGCCGUAUUCACGUAUUGUACAAUUGUUAGGAGUCAGUGUUGUGAUGGUCUACGAAAAUUCAUAAAGGGAGAAUUUUGUCAAACAGUUUCCCUUUAAACUAAAUCCAAGUAAUGAAAAGCUACCUGCAAAGCAUGUUGGCACUGAAAAUGGUUUAAAACUAUUUUACAGUUUGGAGAAAGAAAUCUGAAAUAUAUAAAUCCAAAUACAUGAAUAUAUAAUGUGUAAGGCUUUGGAGAGCAGAGGAAAACACAGGGUUCUAUCUGUGUUCACCAGCUUGCAGUAUUAUUCUCUGCUGCCUUUGCUUGUUUAUUGCUGUAUUUCUGCCACUCAGUCCCUCCAGGAUGUUUUGAUCGCAGCAAUUAAUGCCAGGUUCACGCUACACAACAUCAGCUCGGCAUGGCAUUGACCAGUAUCGGCUCGGAUCAUGAAUGACAAUGACUGUCCUGUGCAGUAAUCCAUCGUUUUAUCUUGUGUAGUUUGUCAUAGCAGACAACAGCUAACGCCAUGUUUAGGACGCCUCACGAUGUCCCGACAGAAAGUCUAACAUGUUUGAUUUUCUUUUUGUCUUCCACGACUUCUCCCGUCACAGUCGUCACUUUGACCAAUAGGAACACAGAGCGAUCUGCUGCCAUGGAAACUGUACGACAACAACAACGCAGCCUUUGAGAUAUUUCCUGUAGGGACGUUAGCACACAGAGUAAAAAAGAAACAGCAGAGGCACUUUAUCAACCCGCUGAGUACUGCCAUUAGCAUCAAGCUAGCAAAGAAUGUUCUUUCUUCAUAAUGGAGGAUAUAAAGGAAUCAAACUCACAGAUAGUGUCUGGGCCUUUACUCAGCACAGCUGCAGAGGCUACCAGCUGCAUCUCUAAGACACUACAUUAGAAACAGGAUGUCAUUUUUCUUCUAUUUUUAGUUUAAUCCGCUCCUGUUUGUCCUGUUAAAUUUAAUGCGUUGCGCCGUCAUUUCAAACGCAACACUUCCUGUAUCAGUUUUAGAUUAACUGAUCAUUUCAUUUUUUUUAUGUGGUACUUAAAAGGUAGCUCCACCCAUCUGGUGACACUUUUUACGGUACUACAGUAACAUUACUGCUGGGACAUGAACAGACACAUAGACUGAAAUAAUGGUAGUAACAAUAAUAAAAAACCGGACGAGAAUAAUCCGAUGACGUCACACAUAUUGUGAAAGACGACCAGCGAUGAUUGGUCGUGGACCAAUGUGUAGUGUGUCAUGUCUGUCGGCCAAGUCACGGCAAGAUUUUAUGACUCCACAGUCGUCUAAUCUGACAUAGUGACUGUCUGCAUGGAUAAAAAUGUUUAGUAGUCUGAACCCAGCGUAACCCAAAUCAUCCAAUUUAGUGCACAACUUGAACAUAUAUUUGUUUAAAACAGGUAAAAUCUCAUUUCAAAGUGGAGCUGUGUGCAGCUUAUCGAUUCAUUCAGCCCCCCUCUCUGUUUAUCAUGAAACUGCUGCUGUUCCUGUGACAGAGACACACAGUGACAGGGCUAACUGUUAGCAUCACACAGCUAACGUUACUCAAUGUUUAUUAACAGCUUUAAUGACGGGCCUCCAGUGCUGCGUCAAACUGCAGCAACAGCUGAUCGUCACUGAUCACCCCGCCAUCACAGAUAGAUUCUAAUUCUGUGAGAAACACUGAAUGCUCAUAAUGUGCUUCAAACCUGUGACGGCAUUGCAACGGUUUUUGCAGUUUUCACUUGCGUCUGCAAAAAACUGCCUGAAAACAUUGUUACAUGAAUCUCAAGUUGUGAGAAAAGCUGCCAUAAAAUCAAACAUGUCGGGCCGCAACAAUUGCAGUGAAAUCCUGGAGGGACUGAACACCGCCACCUGUAGGUCAGUGGGAUCGUGUGAAACUAUUGGCAGGACUGUGUAGCAGGUCCCAUGUACAUUGAGUCCUCGAGACGAACAAAACAGGGACCACAUGACCUGCAGUGCAGGUACAGGUCAGAAACUAUAUAUAAAGAAUGUAAAGGCGAUGGCAUCAGCUGUAGAUUAAACAGCAAUAAUCAGUUCAGUGGUGAGACAAUCUUCAGUAAAUAGUUUAUCACAACUGAAAGAAAGAUAUUACACCUGAGGCAUCUCCAGCUGCUGCUCACCUGAAUGCACAGCUGUGACUCCACCUUUGGGUUUAUCACCCUGUAGCACUUUUAUAAAACUGUGCCCAGAAUGUUUGUGAACACGGCCAGGAUUAUUUACUGAAUAUACUUUUGCUUUUAUUAAGACUACAGUAUAGAUUUGAGGAACAAACUUAUUUUGUUGCACUUUUUUGAGUCAUAAAGCAGCACUGGGAUGUUUUCACCUGCAGCGGACAGUUUAUAUGAAAAUGUUGCCAGUAUGUAAUAUUCAGCAGUUACACUGCGUUCACGUGGAAUCAGGCAGACGGGACACGGAAACAGAUUCUGGAUGACACGGGGAAAAACAAACAAACAAACAAACAAACAAACAGUCUGACAGAAUUGCAGGACCAAGCGGCCACCUCCAGGGUUUAUACAGACUGUGGGCAGGAUGGUAAAAUGAAACAUGCAUGAGGACACGUUGCCAUGGUGAGGUCAUUUUGUUUACAAAGACUGAAAUAAAAAGCAUUAAAUAAAAUGAAUUAUAUAAUUUUCCAGUAAUGUCCAGAUCAGGUGUGUUUUCUCCCUGUGUGAGGGACAGUGUUACUACAGUUACUGAGAAACAAUAUGUAAUUAAAUUACAGUUACUGAUCAAGAUGUUGGUGAUUACAAUGGAGUUACAUCCAGAUAUAUUCUCUUGGUUAAGGAGUUUAAAUGUAACACUCAUUCUGCUGCUUUGCAUCUUUUCACCUGGUGAGGAAUGUUUUCAUUUUUUAUUUUUGUGGGCAUAUUUCUGGACAGCGCAGGUCAGCAAAGCCGUCAAACAAAUUUGAGUUGAAAUUUGUGCACUUACGUUUUUAGGAUUAUUUCUGCGACUUUAAGGCCCAGUUGAAAACAUUUGUUAGAAAAGUAAUCAAAUGUUACUUUGAUGAAGUUAUUAAAACAGUUACUUUAGUUGUUACAUUUUUAACAGGGUAACUAGCAAUCUGUAUCUGAUUACAUCUCAAAAAUAACCGUCCCAACACCAGUGAGGAAGCUGCAUAACAUCUGAUUGUAAAUUCUGUCAUGGAGGACGAUAAGAGUAUUUAGAUUUUGAACGGCAGUGUCAUCUACCGUUAAUGUUGCCGACGUUCUCGCCUCAUUUUACCGUCCUGCUCUCGCCCGACAAAAUGAUUUCUGGUUUGCUUUGUACCGUCUCCCUGACUGCACGUGAACGCAGCAUUAGAGCGGCAUUAAAUUGUCAGUCUUUCAUGGCAACAAACAUUUUAGUCAUUACUCCAGCACUCAGUCAGCAGGUUCAUGUUUUAAAGACGAAUCUGCUGCUUUUCAGUGAUAAAUGUGGUGUUUUACGUCACUAUGGAGACCUGUGGUUUUAGAGGGUCUGGAGUGAAAGACUGGAAAAGGGAUGAAAGUAGAUGUGAGGACUGGAUUUACAUCAGCAGGGAAACAUGAAAUGUGAAACCCUGGUGUGAAACAAGAGAUGAAUAAGGGACGAGACAAAGUCAGGAGCACGUUAAUGACCUCACACACACACACACACACACACACACACACACACAGGGAAAAUGAUAAAGCAGUGAAUCUGAUGGAUAAAUUGAAAGAGACUAUGCACACAUUCACAUUCAUGCAUUCAUCCUGUGAUCACAUCAGAUCAAGCUGAAGCUGCUGACUGGAGCAAACUGUUCACAUCACUCCUCCGCUCUAAAAAACAAUCAGGAUGUGAGAAUGAUUUUUUUUAUCCUCCACUCAGUGACCGUUGAGAUGCUGCAUGAGCACGACCAGCUGAAAGCACUAUACAAGUACAAUAUGCACAGUUACAAGUAAUAUUCAUGUUAUAUUCAGCCUCACUACAGCGCCUUCUUCACAGCAGCUGCGCCGCCUCCUGUUUCUGCAUCCUGACGCUUUGCUGACUAAAGACUUUGAAUGAAACUACCAGCACUCUGCUGAUGACAGCGGCACUGCUGUGACUGUUGAUAAUUUUACAAGCUGUUUUAGACGAAGCUGCGGAGCGCCCAGGGAUUUCAAAUCUUUUAUAUUUAAUUUUAUAAAUAUUAGGCCUUAGAAGUCAUUAAAUAGUUAUACAUUUAACUUUGUAAGGUUUAAAUUGCCACAGAUUUGAUCCAGUUUCAUUCAUUCAUCUGUUCUUUUUGUCAAAAUGAGUUGAAUUUCUGACAUUACAAAUCUUUAAAGCUCCAGUGUGUAGAGUUCAGGGGGAUGUAUAGGGACAAAUAAUAUAAUCAGUUUGUUUUCAAUGAAUGUACAAUCAGCUGAAAAUAAGAUUUAUUAUGUUCCCCUUACCUCAGAAUGAGACGUUUAUGAGAGAGACAGCCUGAGAGAGCAUUUAUGGCGCAAAUAAAAAGAGAUGAUUAAUCAUAACAUCAGUCCUAAAUUUGGUUAAAAUGAUCUUGAAAAGGUUUUAAAAAGAAUUUAAUAGAAGUUGUGUGUAUCGAGUUUACAGUUUGCCCUACAAGCACUUUUAUUCUGAAGGUCAGAGGAUGUUGUUCUCAUGAAUACAACCUGACUGUGUGCACAUUAAUCACUCGCUCAGUACAGAUUUUAACCCCCGGGGCUCCAAACAAACACAGCAUGUUUGUUUCUGUACUUUCAAUGUGAAAACAUAACUGCUUAUUAUUAAUGAGAGGCUUUUAUGCCUGAAACCCCAAAAUCACAUGACAGAGCACUACAACAGAUACUGUAUUCAGACACUCCAUGUUUUUGCUCAGAGAUGUUUUAUUGACGAACGUUAACAGUUAAAUGUGGAAAAUUAUUAAAGGCUGAUUCCAAUAAUUUAAUAUUUUACAGACACGAAAAAUAAAAGAUUCAAUAAAGGAUCUAUGGAAGCCCAUUUCUGCCAAAAUCCUUUCAGUAAUUAUGAGACACCUUCUCAUAAUAUUAUUACAUUAUAUAUUAUUAGAAUAUUAUUAUUUUUAUCUCAAAAUAAAGACUUUGUAUUUAAAUAUAAUGACUUAUUUAUCUUGAAAUAAUAUUACAUAGUAUUUUAGUAUUUCAAAAUAAUUACUUCAUAUCUCAGAGUAAUAAGAAAUGAUAGGAAGUCAUUAUUUGGAGAAAGUUUCUCAUUUUAAUAACUUAGAGGAUUUUUUUUCAUCACAGGCAGAAAUGAGUUUGCACAGAUUCAAAGGGCCUCAUGUGAGAACACUUGUUUUUAACACACGGUCAGUUUUGCUCAAACAAAUGUUCAAGUGUUCGUGAGGAGGUUUGAUCAUUAGCACACUCGCCACCCUCACAUUGUAAUGUAAAGCUACCUGUUCAUUUGUUGUCAGAUUGCAUUGACAGAAAUUAUAAUGUUUCAUUUUUUAUCAUAGUUUAGGCUUCAUAUUUAUUCCAUUUCAUUGAAAUUGUAGUUUUGUUUUUCCCGAAGAAGUUAAACCAUCAGUCCGUGACUCGUACGACAGCUUGAUUAUUCUCUUCAGUCAUUCGUACGUGCUGCUCGCAAUCUGUUGGUAGAGGAGGCUCCUGCAUGAAGCCCAGUCUUUGCCAUAACAGAAUGAUCCUGCUAGAAAACAACAAAUCUUUGAGCUGUUCAAUGAAUCUAAUGACCACAAACCUCUGAGCUGUGGCCUGUUUCUAAGUGUGCUUUCAUUUCAGUGCUGCAUGUUUGAGAAAUCCUAAGUAACUCUGAUCUGAGUGACUAAAUGUUUACAUGGUCGCUGCAGAAAUGUUUGAAACAGUUUGAAAAGAAAAGGUUUUAAAGGGAUAGUGCACCCAAAAAUGUAAAUGCAGCCAUUAUCUACUCACCCAUAUGCCGAGGGAGGCUCAGGUGAAGUUUUAGAGUCCUCACAUCACUUGCAGAGAUCCAAGGGGAGAGGAGGUAGCAACACAACUCCACCUAAUGGAGGCUGACGGCGCCCCAGAUUCAAACGUCCAAAAACACAUCAUUGAAACCACAAAAUAUCUCCAAACUUCACCUGAGCCUCCCUCGGCAUAUGGGUGAGUAGAUAAUGGCUGAAUUUUCAUUUUUGGGUGCACUAUCCCUUUAAGUUUGAAAUGAGUUCAUUUCUUCACAUACAGUUUCUGUGAAUCGAUCGAAAUGACACAAACGUCUUGUCUUUUUGUAAACUCCAUUUAAAGGAAUUGUUCAGGUUUUUUUAAGUGGAGUUGUAUCAGUCAUUUUCCACAGUCAGUAUGUUACUGACAGUAAAUGUCGGUCGACACGUCCUCAUCAGGCUGGAGAAACGAGCUCAGCUAUGUGCUGCUGUCAGCACCAAAAUGGAUUUUACACGCUUAAAAAAAUCAGUAUCAAUUUAAGUGUACACUAUAUUUAGAAUAUUUUCACUGCUUCACCUUUUCAUCAGACAGCCGGUUCUCAGUUACCAAUCUGUGCUGCCACCAGACCCCAUUUAGAAAAAACAGCAGUUUAAGCUGGCUGAACUGAGGAGCUGCUGGUCUACUGCUGCUUCGAUCACUUAGUUAGUGUUAUUGUGUGACUGUGGUGAAUCUGAACUAACCCUUUAAAACACCAAAGUCACACAAUAACACAAACUAACUAACUGAUGGAGGCAGCAGUACACCAGCAGCUCCUGUGUUCAGCGAUGUUAAAUUACUGUUUUCUCUCAAAGAGAGCAGCUUCAUUUUCCCGUCGGAAAUCACUGUCUGACUGCAAGGUUAAAAUGUUCUAAAUAUGGCCGACACUUAAACUUAUAAUGAUUUUUUUAGUUGGAUAAAAUAUGUGUCAUUGUUGGCCCUGUCCACAACAGUACAUUACUGAGCUUCUGUGUCGGACUCCUGUCUGCUUCUCCAAACUGGGGCGUGCUGACUGACAUCAAUAAGUAACUCAUGCAACCCCACUACAAAAAAAUCUGAUCUAUCCCUUUAACCACAUUCACCUGCUGAGAAUCAGAGGACCGAUGAGGUGUAACAUCAGAAUCUUUGACUAGUUUUGUGUCUGUCAUGUUUCAGUCGGCGGUUCGGCUGCAUCUCCACUGAGUCCAAACCAAAUUUAAGCUCCAGUUUACAACAAACAGCAGUCGACUCGUCUGUUUCCUCCUCGUCCAUUCUUCAGAUUUCACUUCCUCUCAGUGGAAAUGCAGCCGUCUGUCUGUGUGGAUGUAGCAGCACUGCUUCACAGAGCGAUAUACAAGUAUAUUUUCAAGUGUAUUUUAUGGAAUAAAUUUGUUACAAAGUUCA
Messenger RNA from Epinephelus fuscoguttatus (brown-marbled grouper), 9123 nucleotides. It is a transcript of the gene snx21, whose product is annotated as sorting nexin family member 21. The record is from RefSeq and is a predicted model, not a curated record. NCBI's taxonomy places the organism in Eukaryota, Metazoa, Chordata, Actinopteri, Perciformes, Serranidae. Gene Ontology annotation, molecular function: phosphatidylinositol phosphate binding. Gene Ontology annotation, cellular component: early endosome membrane. Gene Ontology annotation, biological process: protein transport. The coding region runs from base 209 to 1516 and encodes 435 amino acids. The transcript has 6 exons.